Molecule: messenger RNA, 880 nt
Organism: Centruroides sculpturatus (bark scorpion)
Lineage: Eukaryota; Metazoa; Arthropoda; Arachnida; Scorpiones; Buthidae
Product: 28S ribosomal protein S15, mitochondrial-like
Exons: 1
Coding region: 197-580 (127 amino acids)
Source: RefSeq, a predicted model, not a curated record
GAAUUAAAUUUACAAUUGAAAUAAAUUUACAUAUAAUAAUAUGAAGAAAUUACUUUCAGUUGAAUUACUUGUAUAGUAUAGAAUGCAUUUAGUUGCCACUUGGUUAUGAAUAUUUGAAUAUUGAUUAAUUCAUUUUACAAACACAAAAUUAAAGUAUAAAAUAUCUUAAUUUCAUAAAAUUUUUAUAUUUAAACAUAUGUAUUUUUAUUUCAUUAAUGAUUUAAAUAUUUUGUUUCAGAAUAAAAAAGCUAAAGUCAGUCUGUUUCAUUGCAUUGACAAACGUAACAUGCUGCUGAGACUAUUGAGGCAGUGGGACUACAGACGUUUCGAAUGGUUACUUCACGAGUUAAAGAUUACUUACAGAGAACCUAAAGAUGGAAAGCAAGAGAAAAUAUCUAGAAAAGGCGAGCUUCGGAGACUAACUCGCGAACAUUGCGAGAAAGUAAAAAAUGAGAAAUUGCAAAAAUAUCACGAGAAAUUAAAAGAACAACAAGAAGCAUUCUUAAAAGAAAAAGAAGAUACAUUGAAGUGGAUUGCAGAAGAAGAGAAAAGUCUUGGUUUAAUUGAAACUAAAAGUUAGAUUAUUAAAACGUAUUAAUAAAAAAUGUAUAUAGCAAUAUGUUAUUAAAAUAUCUUUAUUGUUGCUGUCAUUUUGGAAAUUUCUUAUAAGAUAAAAUUUUAAUGUUUGCAGCUAAAGUAUGCAUUAGUAUUAAAAUUUUUAUUAGAAUAUUUGAAUAAUUGCAAAAUUUCUGAAAUUUAUUGUGAUGAUAAAUCUUAACACACAAUACAUUGUAUUAGUGAAGAAAAGUAGGAAUAUCCAGAAUUUAUUUUAGAAUAUUAAGUGUUUAUGCUAUCUCACACAAUUGUUCUGUUGGGUUUU